Molecule: messenger RNA, 2924 nt
Organism: Camellia sinensis
Lineage: Eukaryota; Viridiplantae; Streptophyta; Magnoliopsida; Ericales; Theaceae
Product: cysteine-rich receptor-like protein kinase 10
Biological process (GO): protein phosphorylation
Cellular component (GO): plasma membrane
Molecular function (GO): ATP binding; protein serine/threonine kinase activity
Source: RefSeq, a predicted model, not a curated record
GUAUUAAUUGUUACAAUUAAUAAUGGAGGGGUCACAAUAAAAUUUUGUGAAAAUACAAAGAUGCAAAGUGUAAAUAAACCUAAUCUACGAGUUAUUAUUCUUUCCCGUAAAUUCAAUGGAACGUUCCUGUUACCAUAAUUUCAACGAUGGCUUGCACGAGGAGUUAUUCUUCUUUUCUUUUUUUUUCUUUUUUUUUAAAAAAUAUUCUCCGCAUUAAUCACAUAUAUUCCAAAUAAUUUGCCCUCAUACCCUCUCAUAUAAAUGGCCCUGAAGGCUGAAGCAUCCAACUGAUUUGGUGACCAAGAAGAAUCCAACUAAUUCGAUGAAGAAGGAACAGUGGAUAAUAAUGGGGGUUACAAUAGAUAUUGUGGUUGUUCUUGUUCCUAUAUCAGUACUCUGCUAUCUAUGGAGAACACGCUGCUUUAGAGUCUUGCCUUUGUCCUAACCAGGAAAUAAUGCAAUAAGUGAAGAAGAGAGGACCCAAAGUACACAAUCUGUAAUGUGUCAAUUGAAAACAGAAGCAGCAAUUAUUGACAAAACAAACAAUGGAAAAGAGGAUUAUGAGUUACCUUUGUUCACUCUUUCUAGUAUACAAAUUGCUACAAGUUACUUCUCGUUUGCAAAUAAGAUUGGGGAAGGUGGUUUUGGACAUGUUUAUAAGGGUCAGCUAGUUAAUGGGCAGGAGAUUGCUGUGAAAAGACUUUCUAGAAGUUCUCAACAAGGGUCAGAGGAGUUCAGGAACGAAGUUAUAUUGAUUUCAAGGCUUCAACAUCGUAACCUUGUUAGAAUUUUGGGUUGUUGUGCUCAAGGAGAUGAGAGGAUAUUAAUAUAUGAGUACUUGCCAAACAAAAGCCUAGAUUCAUUUCUUUUUGAUGAAACCAAACGAGCUUUACUUGAUUGGAAAAUGCGUGUCCACAUCAUUGAAGGAAUUGCUCAAGGACUUCAAUACCUCCACAAGUACUCUAGAGUAAGAAUCAUUCACAGAGAUUUGAAAGCUAGCAACAUUUUAUUGGAUAAUGACAUGAAUCCAAAAAUAUCUGACUUUGGUACUGCAAGAAUAUUUGGAGACAAUGAAUCCCGGGCAAGCACAAAAAGAAUUGUUGGAACAUAUGGUUACAUGUCCCCUGAAUAUGCCUUGUACGGUCGCUUUUCUAUGAAGUCUGACAUUUUUAGCUUUGGGGUCAUGAUGCUAGAGAUCAUAAGUGGGAAGAGAAACACAGAUUUUUAUAUGCCCGAUCACGCUUCAAAUCUGUUAGGAUAUGCGUGGGAUUUGUGGAAAGAUGGAAGGGGUUUGGAGAUAAUGGAUCAUUCAUUAGUUGAAACAUGUUCAACGAGUGAUAUUAUGCGAUACAUUCAAAUUGGUUUUUUGUGUGUACAAGAAAGUGCAGUAGAUAGACCAACUAUUUCAGCGGUUUUGUCUAUGCUUAGCAAUGAAAUGGUCGAUAUACCUGCUCCUAAGCAACCUGCUUUCUUUGCAAUUGUGAGUUUGAAUGAUGCCUAUACACAUGAAAUUGCAAAUCCUUGCUCUGUUAAUGAUGUCACAAUUUCAGAAGUAGUGUCUCGAUGACAUUUGUUCUUGUACAAGGGACAUUUCUCAUUAAACAUACUUAUCAUUGUAAAACUUGAUAGACCAAUCUCUAAUAGAUGUUAAAGAUGAAAUGAUUCAAUGACAUGUUUUGGUUAAUUGCUAAUAAUACUAAAUUUUGCUCCAAUUAUAUGCACAACUAGUUUGGAUUCAUUUGCACAAAAUUUGACUAUACCUUUAUUUAUUUAUUUAUUUAGGCAAACAAAUGAAUCUAUUUUACAAAUAUUUUGGAGGGAAUCUUAAAUCAGAGACAUUAGAUAUGUUUUCAGUUAUCUUUUUCAUAUUGCAAAAACUUUCUUUGCAUUAAUUUGUGAAAAUAAUUUUGUAAAGAUGAUGUAGGCUAAGGUUUUCGGUAUAUAUAUAGGAAAAUGCUAAAAAUAGCCCUUAGGGUCGUUAUUGUUGAAAAAAUUGUGCAAAUAGUGUUUUGAAAUGUAUAAAAAUAUUUUGGAAUAUGUGAAGAGUGUAUCGAGAUUUUAAAUAUUUUAGAAUUUAAUGCUUUUAUUGAUCGCCCUUAGGGUUGUCAUCACAGGACCUUUAUGUAUAUAUAUAUAAUUUUAGUUAUCAAUUGUUGUCAUAGUCUCAUUUUGAAUUAUCAACCCCAUGUACUUCAAUCUUUUUCAUCGUUCAGAGGUGGUUCUAAUUUACCGAAUCCUCUAUUAUAACUUUAAGUAUAUGUAGCACAACUUGUUUCUAGUGUUUUCUCUUCAUCUUCUUACAUUGUUUCUAAUCCUCCCAACUCUUCUCAUGUGCCAACUGAUCAAUUUCCCAUUUUACAAAUGGUGUGGAUCAUAUUUCCAUACAAUGGCUUAGAUUCUGUUUAGGUUGGUAACAUGAACUCUCUUCCCAUUUCUCACUUUGGUAAAGGUAUUUAGCAAAUUUCUAGCAUAACCUUUUCUUGAUCUAACAAACCUUUAUCCCUUAUAAUUUACAAGUUGUUCAACAAUUUACUAGAUAAUAAUUGUAGGCUUAUAUUUGAUUCCAUAGCUUGUAGUUCAAGAAAAGUUUAUCAUCAAAUUAUUCAUAGAGGUUUCUACAAACAAAGCCUUUACAUUUUCUUUAUUUUUUUUCUAAUCAUGCACAAUAUUACGGAACCCAACUCAAUAGCACCCCUCUUGCAUUGUUGUGACAUCAAAGGUUUGAUCAUGGUAGUCCAACAUUGUUUUGAGUCUUAAUAAAUAGUGCAAGUUUUUUCUUAAUAAGUUUGAACCAUACACUUUUUAACACUAAUCAUAUUGUUGGAGAAAAAUGGUUGAAUAAGAAAUUACCUCAUAAAUAUGUAUAUAACUCACACAUUUAAGGCUCAUCAGUUUUACAAAAUUGAUUGGGCAGUUUUGCUAGC